Phyllopteryx taeniolatus (common seadragon) is the source of this 4608-nucleotide messenger RNA. It is a transcript of the gene enox2, whose product is annotated as ecto-NOX disulfide-thiol exchanger 2. NCBI's taxonomy places the organism in Eukaryota, Metazoa, Chordata, Actinopteri, Syngnathiformes, Syngnathidae. Bases 1866 to 4160 code for a protein of 764 amino acids. Gene Ontology annotation, cellular component: external side of plasma membrane; plasma membrane. Gene Ontology annotation, biological process: ultradian rhythm. Gene Ontology annotation, molecular function: RNA binding; protein-disulfide reductase activity. The transcript has 18 exons. The record is from RefSeq and is a predicted model, not a curated record.
CGCAGGAACUACAUCCUCUGCUGGGCCUUUUUGAGGAUGGAUUUGAUGUGGAUCUCUGACUUCAGAUAUUAAGAGACUGUAAUUCCUAACAACGUGAAGGUCUCGACGGUUGACACAGGGCAGUUGGACAGUGUGAGGGGCAGCUGUGGUGAAGUCCACGAUCAUCUCUACUGAGCAUGUUCAAGUCCAGGUUAUGUUGGCCACACCAAAGCUCCAGCCGCUGCACUUCCUGUCGAUACGCAGACUAGUCACCAUCUUUGAUGAGGCCGAUGACUGGUGUCGUCUGCAAACAGCUAACAAUUUGACAGCCGGGUGCGUUGAGGUGCAGUCGUUCGUGUAAAGAGAGAAGAGUAGCAGAGAGAGGACACGUCCUUGGGGGGCCCCAAUGCUUAUGGUGGAUGUGGAUGAAGUUGUGUCCUCCACCCUCACCUGCUGUGUCCUGCCCGUCAGGAAGCUGUAGAACCACUGGCAGGUGGCAGGCGAGAUGCUGAGCUGGAGGAGCUUGGAGGAGAGGAGUUCGGGGUUGAUUUUGUUGAGCGCAGAGCUAAAGUCCUCAAACAGGAUCCUCACGUAGGUCCCUGCAUCGUCACGGUGUUCCAGGAGGAAGUGCAAUCCCAUGUUGACUGAGUCAUCCAUAGACCUGUUUGCUCGAUAUGCAAACUGCAGGGGGUCCAGUGAUGCUCUGGAGGUGGUCCAGCACUAGGCAUACAAAGGACUUCAUAACCACUGAUGUCAGGGUGACAGGCCUGUUGUCAUUCAGUCCAGAUAUUGCAGGUUUCUUGGGGAGUGGGAUGAUGGUGGAGCGUUUGAGGCAGGAUGGGACUUCACACAGUUCCAAAGAUGUAUGGAAAAUCUGUGUGAAAACUGGAGCGAGCUUGACCGCGCACUUUCAAGCAGGAGGGAGACACACUGUCCGGGCUUGCCGCUUUGUUCGUGAAUGGUCAUUGCAGAAGGGGGAGUCAGAGUUGUGAUGGUAGUCGUUGGUGGUGCGGCUGGGUGCGUGUGGGGUGUGAAAGUGUAGUUUUCAAAUCUGAAGUAAAAGCCAGUCCUUUAUUGUUCUCCUUGUGGGAAUGAUAGAUUGUAGGUGGUUAGGUAUAAUAAUCCUUGCCAAACUGACGCAGAGUUGAUAGCAGCAAAUUGCUUUUCCAGCUUUCUUGCCAAAUUUCUCUUGGCAAUGUUGAUUUCUUUUGUCAGCUGGUUUCUGGCCUGAUUGUACAGGGCUCUGGUCCCACUCUGAUAGGUGUCCUCUUUAGCCUGGCGAAGUUUGGCAGUGAACCACGCUUGUUGUUAUUGAACGAGCGAAAUGUCUUUGUUGGUACAUUCACGUCUUCACAGAAGCUGAUGUAGGAUGUAACAGUAUUCAUCUAAACUGCCAGUUGAAGUUAGUUUAAAAAAACACCCCAAUCUUUGCAUUCUAAAAUGUCUUGAAAAUCAAUCUUUGCUUCAUUGGUCCACUUCUUCACUGUUUUAACCACAGGCUUUGCACAUUUAAGUUUGUGUCUGUAUGUUGGCAUUGAGUGAAUUAAACUGUGAUCAGACGGGCUGCCCAAAGCUGCAUGAGGAACAGCACAGUACGAGUCCUUCAGUGUGGUAUAGCAAUGGUCUAGAAUUUUGUUUUCCCUGGUUGGAUUGUCACCAACCCCCUCAGAUGAAGCUUUAAAGUAACCUUUCAUCUUCUGUGUCAAAUUAACAUUCUAUUAGACUGUUUUUGCAACACUUUUAACAGGCCGCACAGAAGCAGUGUUGUCAAAAGAAAACCCGGACAUCUUUCCCAAGGGCCACCGGAAUUGAAUACAGUGGAACCUCCAAAAUCAAACACCCCAAAAGAGGUACAAGUUGGAGUACAACCAGCAUUGUCUGGGAUAAUGUGCCUUCAUAGUUUAACAAUCACGAAUGCCAGCAAAUCUUGUGAGACAAACAAUGUGAACACCUUCCUGUCCCCUCCAAUUUGUGUCAAAGGCCCAGCCUGCAGAGCAGCUCGGAGCGGAGUGAAGGGCGGUCGACGAACAGCGUCUCCAUCCCGGGAUUUAUUGGCAGCAAGACGACGGACACACAGAAGAAAAGAGGGUGGGGGGAAGAAAAAAAAUCGCAUCUCGGAGCCGCUUUGGACAAUGUUUCUGUUGCAGUACACAGGACUCAAUGCCCUGUCCUUUGAUCCGGCCGCCAAUAACGACCCCCUGCACUUCAACAGCUCCAGCGGCUCGCCACCUGUGGAAAACGCGUCCGAAAACAGCAAGAAGAGGAAGCGAGCCAGCCUGCCUCCAGAGGGUAUUCAUAACAUGACCAUGGAGUCCAACUCCAUAUCGAUGCCCAUGUCAGACCCCAACGCCUGGGCCACUGCCAUGAACAACCUGGGGAUGCCUCCAAUGGGCAUCACUGGACAGCCUCUCAUGCCAGACUUUGACCCUAACCUCGGGAUGAUGGCUGGGAUCACCCCCAUCAACCCCUUGAUGCCCGGCCUCGGCAUGGUGCCCGCGCCCCUGUCGCAUGAUGUGCCCGUCGUCAAGGAGAUUAUCCACUGCAAGACCUGCACCCUCUUCCCCCCUAACCCUAAUCUCCCCCCUCCAGCGACCAGAGAGCGCCCUCCAGGUUGUAAGACGGUGUUUGUCGGCGGCCUACCCGAGAAUGCCAACGAACAGCUCAUCAUGGAGGUGUUCGGACAGUGUGGCGAUAUUACGGCCAUUCGCAAAAGCAAGAAGAACUUCUGCCAUAUUCGAUUCGCCGAGGAGUUUACAGUGGACAAGGCCCUCUUCCUGUCUGGUUAUCGCAUCCGACUGGGCUCCAGCACGGACAAAAAAGACACGGGGCGCCUCCACGUGGACUUUGCCCAGGCUCGGGACGACCUCUACGAGUGGGAGUGUCGCCAGCGCAUGAUGGCCAGAGAGGAGCGGCACCGACGCAAGAUAGAGGAGGACCGCCUCCGGCCGCCCUCGCCUCCCCCCAUUGUGCACUUCUCUGAGCACGAGUGCAGCCAGCUGGGCGACAAAAUUAAAGAUGAUAGCAAAUUUGCCGAGGCGGUGCGCGUUCUCCUGACCUGGCUGGAACGUGGCGAAGUCAACCGCCGCAACGCCAACAACUUCUACUCCAUGAUCCAGUCGUCCAACAGUCACAUCCGUCGCCUGAUGACUGAGAAGAGCCAGCAUGAGAAGGAGAUGGAGGAGGCCAAGGACAAGUUCAAGACUGCUCUGUCCGGUAUACUGGCUCAGUUUGAGCAGAUUGUGUCUGUAUUCCAAGCUGCUUCCAAACAAAAGGCAUGGGACCAUUUCUCCAAAGCACAGCGCAAGAACUUGGACGUGUGGCGCAAGCAAGCCGAGGAGAUUCGAAACAUCCACAACGAGCAGCUGAUGGGCAUCCGGCGCGAGGAGGAGAUGGAGAUGUCCGACGACGACAUGGAGGAGGCACCAGACAGCAAAGACUCCGAGGACUCAGGCGUGUUGCAAGCCGAGGCCUUGAAGGAAGAGAACGACUCAUUGCGCUGUCAGCUAGACGCCUAUCGGAAUGAGGUGGAGCUGCUCAAGCAGGAGCAGGGCAAGAACCAGCCAAUCAGGAGCGAGGAGGACAGCACACACACUCAGCAGCUCAGCUUCCUGCAGCAGGCGCUGCAAGGCAUGCAGAAGCAACUCCUGAAGAUGCGGGAUGACCUGAAGCAGCGGGAGUGCGAGUUGGAGAAGAGUCAGGAGGACAAACAGCAGCUCAAGCAUCAAGUCCAUACCCUGAAGGAAGGACUGCAAAACCUGCAGAAGAUUCAGAUGGAACGAUCCAAACAAGAUGACAGAGGCGGCGAGGAGGCUGAUAAUCAAACCAAUGAGGGUACACUGGUGUCCUGUAGUCAGGAGAGGGAAGGACCAACAGAGAGGAGGUCACCAAGUCCUGUCCAUUCAGAAAGAGAAGCCCUGCUCGUCGCCGCAGUGUCCAAGGGGGGCCCCCACACGGGAAGAGGAGGCAUCAUCUCCACCUUCCUUCAUGUGCAUCCAUUUGGAGCCAGCAUCGAGUACAUCUGCUCCUACCUGCAGCGCCUCGACACCAAGAUCAACCCGCCCGAGGUGGAGUCUCUCCUCUCUCGACUCCCCUGCACCUUCAGACAGGAGCUGACAGGCGUGGGCGCCAGUCUGGAGAAGCGAUGGAACUUCUGCGGAUUCCAGGGUAUCAAGAGCACGUAAGGUUGUGCACGUGGAGGGAGCACCAAGACCCUCCACGGCUGUCAAGACUGCAUCCCCGCAGUUACAGGAAUGUUUACUUGACACGGCCACGACUCUUCAGGAGUCCGGGCAAAGGAGUCACUGGAUUUGAACGUGUUUGCGGCCCACGUCGGUUGGGCAUAAAAGCUUUCUGAGCCUUUUUGGCGGGUACGACCAGGACAACACAGGGCUAUUACCUGUGACAUCAUCAGGGUCGAACUCUUCAAACCUCUAAAACCCUGCAGCCGCCAUCCCGCUUGUUCUCUUCUUUUAUUUUAUUUGUUUGUCUUUCCUGGUUUGUAACAUUGAUUAUGAAAAAAAGAAAUCAUAUAUUUCUUCAUUUUCUGUGAAGACUGAAGAGUUACAACGAAUUGUUGUUACAUGCUGUACAUGCUUGGAUUGUAUUUUUGAUUAUAAAAGGAGAACUUCA